UGACGCUCCUGAGUUUUCCCUCCUCGUUGACGAAGCUAAAUGUUUAGCUAAAGAUACUUUUAUCUUCGUACAUUUUGGACUCCAGAGCUCUAACAUUACGGGAGAAAGGUCCACAAACAACCGAACAUCCAUCACAUCGUUGUGAAAGACGACCUAUGCGGGCCUGCUAGCAGGACAAGAUGUUCAACAAGUCUUUUGGUACUCCCUUCGGGGGAGGGACGGGGGGCUUCGGCGCCGCAUCCACCUUCGGACAGCAAAACGCGGGUUUUGGGACGACGGGAGGCUUUGGGACGUCAGCGUUCGGGGCGGCCGCCAACACUGGAGGACUGUUCGGUCCCGCUCAGGCUAAACCUGCAGGUGGUCUUUUUGGAGCUAGCACCUUCAGCCAGCCUCCAGCUUCCUCCGCUGCCACAGGUUUUGGGUUCGGAGCAGCGGCCGCCGGCGGCACCGCCACGAGCCUGUUCGGAAACACCGGCACGGGAACCACCGGAGGACUCUUCUCUCAGCCGAGCAAUGCCUUCGGGGCCAGCAAACCCACCUCGUUCGGAAAAGUCUCCCUCCCAUCGUGUCCUCCAGGCUUUGGGACCAGCGCCGCCAGUGGAGGGCUGUUCGGGUCCACAGCCGCCGCCGCCUCCAAUCCCUUCGGAGGGAGCGCCGUGUCCUCUCUGUUCGGGGGGGCGGGCUUCACCGCCGCUCAGCAGCAGCCGGGAACCACCGUCAAGUUCAACCCUCCGACAGGAACUGACACGAUGGUGAAGGCCGGCGUGACGACGAGCAUCAACACCAAGCACCAGUGCAUCACGGCCAUGAAGGAGUACGAGAACAAAUCCCUGGAGGAGCUGCGUUUCGAGGACUACUCGGCGGGCAGGAAGGGACCCAGCAACCCGAUGGCAGCGCCGACGGGCGGUUUGUUCGGGACGCCGGCCGCCGCCGCGCCCAGCGCCGCCACCGGGCUGUUCGGAGCCGCCGCCGCUAACACAAACUUCUCCUUCGGACAGAACAAGAGCACCUUCGGAGCCACACCGGCUGCCGGGGGGUUCGGAGCGACGGCCGGCGGUCUGUUCGGGCAGCAGCAGGCGGCUCAGCAGCAGCAGCAACAACAGCAGCAACAACAACAACAACAGCAGCAGCAGGCGCAGCAGGCGGCAGCGGCCAGUAGCCUCUUCAAACCCUUCGGAGCGACCACCACCACCCAGAGCUCCGGAUUCUCCUUCGGAAACACCAACACCAUGGGCCAGGCCAACACCAGCAGCAUCGGUCUCUUUGGGAACACGGCGGCUCCUCAGCCCACCGGCUUGUUCGGCGCCGCUCAGCCCAGCGCCGCGGCCACCGGCUUCGGGGCGGCCACCGGACUCUUCGGACAAACCAACACCGGGUUCGGGAACGUCGGCACACAGCAGAGUUUAUUUGGUAAUAAGACGGCAGGGUUCGGCACCACCACCACCAGCGCUCCGUCCUUCGGCACCGGCACCGGGCUGUUCGGAAACAAACCAGCUCUCACGCUGGGGGCGGGAACCAACACCUCCACUUUCGGGUUCGGUGCCAACCCGGCUGCUGGGGGUCUGUUUGGGAACAAACCGGCCACCGGAGGACUGGGAGCUGCUCUGGGAACCAGCUUCGGAGCAGCAGUGCCAGGACAGACGUCUCUGUUCGGGAACACUCAGGGUAAACUGGGCACCACUCUGGGAACGAUGGGAGCGUUCGGAGCGUCGGCGUUCAACACCGGAGCGACUUCGAUGGGCUUCGGAGCGCCACAGCAGGCAGUUGCGCUGACGGACCCCAGCGGCGCGGCGGCCCAGCAUGCAUUGCUGCAGCAGCAGCUCAGUGUUCUGGCGUAUUCUCCGUACGGAGACUCUCCUCUGUUCAGAAACCCGCUGUCAGACCCCAAGAAGAAGGAGGAGCGUCUGAAACCGACCAAUCCCACGGCCCAGAAGGCUCUGACCACGCCCACUCACUACAAGCUCACCCCCCGUCCGGCGACACGCGUCCGGCCCAAAGCUUUGGGUUCUUCGGGGGCUUCAAAGUCUCAGCUGUUCGACGGGCUGGACGACGACGAGCCGUCGCUCACAAACGGGGCGUUCGUUCCCAGGAAGAGCAUCAAGAAGCUGGUCCUGAAGAACCUGAACAGCAGUCAGUACAGCAGCCCUCUGAGCAAGGAGAUCGAUGACCUGGCCUCGCCCCCAGAGUACCCUCACAACGGGCACAGCAGUCAUGUGGAGGACGAGGAGGAGAUGGCGGGUGUCAGCAGUCGAACAGAAGAGGAUCCAGAAGUGUCUCAGUUCUACGUGAACCCGAUCUCUAAGCCGGUCGCUUUCAGCCCCCCCACGGUGCUGCAGGACACCAUCAGCGAGCUCAACAUGCACAAAGCCGCGCGCAACGGCCUGGAGGUGAGCAGCGAUGAUAUCUCAGCGUCUCUGUGUGAGGAGUCUCUGCAGGAGGAACAAGAGGAAGAGCAGCUGGAGCAGCAGCCUCCUCACCCUGCAGGCAUCGUUCUGAACCGCGUUGGUUACUACACCAUUCCCUCCAUGGAGGACCUGGCUGAGAUGGUGGAUGGAAACGGAGACUGUUUGGUGGAGAACUUCACCGUGGGAAGGAAAGGCUACGGCUCCAUCUUCUUCCCCGGAGAGGUGAACGCAUCGGGGCUGAACCUGGACGACAUCGUGCACUUCAGACGCAAAGAGGUCAUCGUUUACCCCGACGACAAGAACAAGCCCCCAGAGGGGGAGGGGCUUAACAGGAAGGCGGAGGUGACUCUGGACGGCGUCUGGCCCAACGAUAAGACGUCGUGCGCUCAGAUCCGCAGCCCGGAGCGUCUGACGGAGAUGAACUACGAGGGCCGGCUGGAGAAGGCCUCGCGCAGGCAGGGGGCCCGCUUCCUGGAGUAUAGGACGGAGACCGGGUCCUGGGUGUUCGAGGUCGCCCACUUCUCAAAGUACGGCCUGCAGGACUCUGACGAAGAGGAGGAAGUGCCGCUCAAAUCUGACCCCAAGAAGCUGAAGACGAUGUCACUUCCUGCCUCGCGUCUGCAGAAGCUGCUCCCCCCCGCCCAGCAGCAGUCCCCCGCGGUGUCAGACCUCCCGGAGCUGGACAGCGUCAUGGCCGACAUCACGACAGAGAGCAUGCUGGGAGGUGAUGAAGACGAGGAACUGCCGAAGGGGAAGAAGACGACGGAGGAGACGAUCGACGAUUCGAUUCCCAACGAGCACGAAGUGAUGUCAUCAUCCAGCUGCAUGAUGUCCUCGCUGGGCAUCAACCCACACACCCUGCAGAUCAUGAAGGCCUCUCUUUUCGCUGAAGAUGAGGAGGACAUGUUCCAGGAGCCGCCGGCGGUGAUGAAGAGCUCCGAGGUCUCUUCUCCUCGCAUCGUGCUGCCUCAGAGCAGAACGUCAGUGGGGGGUCUCCUUCAGGCUCGUUUCUCCUCCGGUCUGUUCUCUCUCCCUGACUCGCCCCGCCCCCCUCCCCCUGCCUCCUCAGAGCCCCCCCGCUGGGCCGGCUCCUCUAGCUUCCUGUUGCCCCAGCGCCCCCCCGAGCCCUCCGUCAGGACCGUGGGGGUCCGGAGGCUCGGGGGCCCCGUGCCCCUCAAAGACUCCAUCACUCAGGGGAAGGGGUCUCUGCUGAUGGACGCUGCGCUCUUCAGAGGGCGCUCCUUCAGAGUGGGCUGGGGGCCCGGCUGGACUCUGGUUCACUCAGGAGAGAGGGUCAGCUCCGAGGAGAAGAACACCAACAACUUCACAAAGAAUGAGUUCAGCUUCCUGCCAUCAGCCAGGAGCAGACCGUUGAUGGAGAGCUGCUAUAAGGUGGUUGUUGAGCAGCUGGAGGUGAAGGAUCAGGAUCAGGAGGAUAAUGAUGAUGAUGUGCAGCGCCCCCUAGAGAUCAGUCUGAUGAACAGCAGCGUGGAGACCCCCUCUGGCUCGCCCUGCCCCCUGGUGACCCCCCGCCCCGGGGUGGAGGCGCUACACCAGUACUCCGACUGGAUCAGAGAGCUGAGCAGCAGGGGGGCCGCUGAGCCGCUGCUGGGCCCCUGGUCGGAGGUCUGGAGCCUCCUCGAGGCCCUGUGGGGUCGACUGGGCUCCGAACAGGAAGACAUCAGCGAGUACGAGCAGCAGAUCCAGAGGAGGAACACCUUCUCCUCCUGGCUGUCCCGGGGAGCCUCCUCUCGCGUGGAGGAGGAGGUGGCGCUCGCUGGGAAACACCGACACAUCGACGCCAUCUUCAGCCUCCUCACAGGGAACCAGAUCAGUGAAGCCUGCUGUCUCGCUCAGAGUCAAGGAGACCACUGUCUCUCGCUCCUCCUCUCCCAGGCGGGGGGGUCUCAGGACUGCAGAGAGCUGCUGUUUCUGCAGCUGAACGACUGGAGGAGCCUUCAGACAGACAGCUACGUUGCUGAGGAGAGACUGAAGAUAUACACCCUGCUGUCAGGGAGAGGGGUGUGGCAGUCGUCUGAUUCGUCAGUGAACGUGUUCUCUGAGUUGGAUUGGAAGCGGUGUAUCGGGGUCUCUCUCUGGUUCUUGCUCCCUCCCACCUCCUCCGUGGCCGACGCUCUGUCCGGAUACGAGACUGCCUUCCAGGGCUCCUGUGAGGGGGGGAAGUACGCCGUGGCCCCCCUGCCCCCCUACCUGGAGGAAGAGGAGCCUCACCUGGAGGAGGAGGAAGAGGAGGAAACCAAACGCCCUCUGCACGACCUCUGCUUCCACCUGCUGAAGCUCUACAGCGACAG
This is a messenger RNA of Trematomus bernacchii (emerald rockcod), 4717 nucleotides long. RefSeq names its product nucleoporin 98 and 96 precursor (gene nup98). Gene Ontology annotation, biological process: protein import into nucleus; RNA export from nucleus; post-transcriptional tethering of RNA polymerase II gene DNA at nuclear periphery. Gene Ontology annotation, cellular component: nuclear pore cytoplasmic filaments; nuclear pore. The record is from RefSeq and is a predicted model, not a curated record. NCBI's taxonomy places the organism in Eukaryota, Metazoa, Chordata, Actinopteri, Perciformes, Nototheniidae. Gene Ontology annotation, molecular function: structural constituent of nuclear pore.